AUGCCCUCUCGCCUCAGGAAUGCGUUGAACAUUGGGGUCACCACCCUUUUUGCAGCGGUGGUCCUUUUCACCGUCCUGCUGGCCUAUGUCACAGGCUACCAGUUCAUCCAUACUGAGCAGCACCACCUGUCCUUUGGCCUCUACGGUGCCUUCCUCUCCCUCCACCUUCUCCUCCAGAGCCUUUUUGCCUACCUGGAACAUCGACGGAUGAAGGCGCCCAUCUGUCCUCAGCUCCUGCGUCGCUCCGUGGCUCUCUGCGUCGCCGCCUACCAGGAAGACCCGGACUACUUGAGGAAGUGUCUCCGCAGCAUCAGACGGAUUUCUUACCCCGGACUCAAAGUGGUGCUGGUGGUCGAUGGGAACCGACCGGAGGACCGUUACAUGAUGGACAUUUUCCAGGAGGUGAUGGGCGGGGCCGAUCAGGCUAGCUGCAUGGUGUGGAAGGGGAACUACCACAGUGACGGGAGCGGAGGGGGCGGCGUUGGGGAAAGGGGGAGGAGCACGGUUCACAUGGAGGAGGCGGCGCGGGUGACACGGCUGGUCAGAGGCUGUCGCUUUUCCUGCGUCAUGCAGGAGUGGGGGGGGAAGAGGGAAGUGAUGUACACCGCCUUUAAAGCCCUGGGGGACACUGUGGAUUAUGUGCAGGUGUGUGACUCAGACACCGUUCUAGAUCCAGCAUGUACCAUAGAGAUGCUGAAGAUCCUGGAGGAGGACCUACAAGUGGGAGGGGUUGGUGGAGAUGUGCAGAUCCUCAACAAGUACGACUCAUGGAUCUCCUUCCUGAGCAGCGUCCGCUACUGGAUGGCCUUCAACAUCGAGCGAGCCUGCCAGUCCUACUUUGGAUGCGUCCAGUGUAUCAGCGGUCCUCUGGGGAUGUACAGGAACUCCCUUCUCCAGCGUUUCUUGGAGGCCUGGUACCAUCAGACUUUCCUGGGCUCCAAGUGCAGCUUUGGCGAUGACCGCCACCUGACCAACCGCGUGCUGAGCUUCGGCUACAAGACAAAGUACACGGCACGGUCGCAGUGCCAGACCGAAACGCCGACCGAGUACUUGCGCUGGCUGAACCAGCAGACGCGCUGGAGUAAAUCCUACUUCCGCGAGUGGCUCUACAACGCUCUGUGGUUCCACAAGCACAGCCUAUGGAUGACCUACGAGUCGGUGGUCACCGGAUUCUUCCCUUUCUUCCUGGUAGCUACAGUCAUCCAUCUUUUCUACCGUGGAAGGCUGUGGAACAUCUUGCUCUUCUUGCUGACCGUCCAGCUGGUGGGGAUGCUGAAGGCGACCUACGCCUGUUUCCUGCGUGGUAGCCUAAUCAUGAUCUUCAUGUCGCUCUACUCUCUGCUCUACAUGUCCAGCUUGCUCCCUGCUAAAAUAUUCGCCUUGCUCACCAUCAACAAAGCCGGGUGGGGCACUUCCGGUCGAAGGAAGAUCGUCGUCAACCUAAUCGGCGCCGUCCCUGUCACGGUGUGGACGCUGGUGCUGCUCGGAGGCGUGGCGUACACCCUUUACUGUGAAGCACAGCAGCCGUUGAGCGAAUCCGAAAAGGCCUUGUUGAUAGCGGGGACGAUACUGUACGCCUGCUACUGGCUCAUUUUGCUGGUGCUCUACCUCGCAAUCGUCGCCAAACGAUGCACCAAGAGAGAGGAACAGUAUCACCUGCCGUACGUAGAGGCAUAAAAGAGCUUUGUGUCGGCAGCCGACUGCUGUUUGACUCGUGCACCUUUGUAAACUGCCAAGGAGAUGCAGUCACAUCUGGAUUGCAAGUGCCAAAAAGUGAGGAUGUGAAUUCCAAGCAGCAGGGAUAACUGGAUCCAUGAAGCUUGAUGUCGUGAUCAAACAUUGUAAACAUCAUGUAGUCCUUGUGUACACCUUAGCACGCAACCACAACAAAAGGGUCCGGUGUGUUGCUGGUGACGUUUCACCUACAGCAGGGAAUACAUCCAAUGCAACAAAAGGUUUUUAGGUUAGAUAGUCUUUUUUUUUGUGCAAAUAUAUUUUAUUGAAUUUUACAGUUAAAAUCACAUUUGACAGUCAUACUUUGUGAAUGUGAAUGUGAAUUAUAUUUAUAUAGCGCUUUU
This is a messenger RNA of Nerophis ophidion (straightnose pipefish), 2078 nucleotides long. RefSeq names its product hyaluronan synthase 3 (gene has3). The transcript has 4 exons. The record is from RefSeq and is a predicted model, not a curated record. Gene Ontology annotation, biological process: extracellular matrix assembly; hyaluronan biosynthetic process. Gene Ontology annotation, molecular function: hyaluronan synthase activity. The coding region runs from base 1 to 1677 and encodes 558 amino acids. Lineage: Eukaryota; Metazoa; Chordata; Actinopteri; Syngnathiformes; Syngnathidae.